CACGAAGCGCUUUGAUAGAUACCUUGCUUUUUGUUUACAUAAGAGUUGGAUACGUGGAUUGGAAAUCGCAUUGUUUUGUUUGCUUAUUACCCAAAUGUCCUUGAUUUCCAUGUAGUAUUUCUCGUUCAUUCUUUUCGUUCGUUCUAUACAUUCACAUUUUCGUCAAACUAUAGAAUUACAACAUCAAUAACAAACCCUUCAUUUCCAAUCAUGGGUUCCCCAGAUUAUUCACCCCUCCCUCGAGAAUCCACGGAUUCGGAUCGAUACAUUGCCCCAAGUUCGGAUGGAUAUCGAACAUCUGAGGAAUAUUCUCCUCGUACCUCCAAGAGUCGUACUGUCACCAUCAACUAUGUCCUUAUUCUCCGACUCAUGAACCUCGCAUUCGGAUCAGCCGCUUUCGCACUGUUCGUUACCUAUGGUUAUGAAAAGUAUAUCGGUGCCGAUGUCUUUCUCAUGCUCAGUUUGAUCUUUAAUACCGUUCGAAUCCUACAUACAUUUGUUUCAUCAGUCUUUCAUGUCACUGUUGAAAUUAGUCGUGGUUCAUGGCAGAGUAAAUUAUCUGUUAGACCAAAUGGAGCUAAAGCUACAAAUGUUGUGGAUUUCUUGUUGGCUAGUGGUUUAGCAUCUUCAACGAUUGGUGGGAUGGCGACUAGUUAUGAAAAUUAUCUAGUGGUUGAUGGGAUUGUAAUCGCCUUUUUCGCCAUGGCCAUACAAUACAUCAUAGCAUUACCGGUUCAAAACCAAACUUUUAUGCUCAAAUUUCACUUCCACAGAGAAAGCGAUGAGAAUCGAGAGGAAUUCCCAGGACAAAAUGAUGCUCAUCGAAUUAUUCUCAGAGACGACGGAAAUAGACAAACCCCUGAGAAUUUGGUAUAAUUUCGACUCAUCGACAUGAGAAUCUCGAAUAUCUAUCUACUGGUCCACUGGAAAGCUUAUAUUGGUUAUGAAAGACAGCUCUGCUGUUAUAUCUGUGGUUAUUGGGGAAGUAUUGAUUCAUAAUGAAUCGAAUUGACAAUUUGUUCUGCACUUCUACCUCGUCGUUCCUUGCGUAUUGAAGUAGAGGAGGGAAUUUACAUAACUAUCAUUUAUUUGGCCUCCACUCA
Botrytis sinoallii is the source of this 1103-nucleotide messenger RNA. RefSeq lists its product as uncharacterized. The record is from RefSeq and is a predicted model, not a curated record. The transcript has 2 exons. Lineage: Eukaryota; Fungi; Ascomycota; Leotiomycetes; Helotiales; Sclerotiniaceae. Bases 211 to 876 code for a protein of 221 amino acids.